This is a messenger RNA of Girardinichthys multiradiatus, 3894 nucleotides long. RefSeq names its product phosphatidylinositol glycan anchor biosynthesis, class T (gene pigt). Gene Ontology annotation, cellular component: GPI-anchor transamidase complex. Gene Ontology annotation, biological process: attachment of GPI anchor to protein. Lineage: Eukaryota; Metazoa; Chordata; Actinopteri; Cyprinodontiformes; Goodeidae. The record is from RefSeq and is a predicted model, not a curated record. The coding region runs from base 43 to 1971 and encodes 642 amino acids. The transcript is spliced from 11 exons.
UGACGUCAGUAGGCGGAAGGAAAUCACCCCUUCAGUAGAAACAUGGCAGCCUACAGGUGCCUUCGCUGCGCUUGGUUACUUCUUGUAUUUAUUUCUACGUGGUACGUGGUAGUAAGCAGUGAAGAAACCACGCAGGGUCACGAUCGUGUCAGUGUGGCUGAUAAUCCACAGACAGCCGCCGACACGGCGAAACAGCCGUUAGAGGAGAGACGGUGGGAAGCAACCCAGGUUGACAAAGCAGUUCCCGAUGAUGCUGCAGCAGCAGCCCACAAACAGGACUUUCCUGUCCCAGAUUCGGUCCUGACACCAACUCCGCAGCUUAACGACGAAUUUAAGGAGGAGCUUGUCAUCAGACCGCUUCACUCAGGAGAUAUUUAUGCUAGCUUCCAGUUCCGCACCGUGUGGGAAACAGACUUCACCAGAGGAAGCAAAGUGUCCCACUACAGGCUUUUCCCCAAGUCCUUGGGUCAGGUCAUCUCCAAGUUCUCAGUGCAAGAGCUGCACAUCUCCUUCACACAGGGCUACUGGAGGACCAUGCAGUGGGGGCAGCCCUAUCACCCGUCCCCUCCUGGAGCUGAGCUCUGGGUUUGGUUCCAGGACACUGUGACUGAUGUGGAUGCCACAUGGAAGGAGCUGACUAAUGUUUUGUCAGGCAUCUUCUGUGCAUCACUAAACUUCAUUGACUCCACCAACACUGUUCAGCCCAGCGCCUCCUUCAAACCCCUGGGAAUUGCAAACGGUACAGACCAUCGCUUCCUUCGCUAUGCCACCCUCCCACGAGAAAUAGUCUGCACUGAAAAUUUGACACCCUGGAAAAAACUGUUGCCCUGUGGAUCCAAGGCAGGUCUCGCUGUGCUGUUAAAGUCCGAGAAACUCUUCCACAGCAGUUUUCAUUCCCAGGCUGUGCAUAUAAGACCAGUUUGUCAGGACCAGCAGUGCAAAACUAUGUCCUUGGAGCUGAGGCAGACGCUGAAUGUGGUGUUCGACCUUCACACCUCUGGACAGGGCAAACGAGAGUGGUCGUUGUUUAAGAUGUUCUCUCGGACCCUGACAGACGCCUGCCCACUGGCGGCCUCCAGUAAAAUAUACAUCGACAUCACAGACAACCCUCAGGAGGAGCAGUUUGAGCUCAGUCCAGCUACUCCACUGCUGAGCCAGGCGGUGGUGCUGGGGGACAGACGGACCUUUUCUGUCUACGACCUGACCCAACAAGUCACCUUUGGGACUGUGCGCUCCCUUAAUGUGCUGAUUCGCUGGAAAUCCAAAGAGGGUGACAUGCUUCGGCCCUUGCUCCAUGCUGAGCGUUACGUGGCCGGAUACGGGCUGCAGACCGGAGAGAUCCACACCUUAAUGUACAACAACCACCCCUUCAGGUCUUUUCCUGUGCUGCUUCUGGACUCUGUGCCUUGGUAUCUGCGUCUCUACAUCCACACACUGACCGUCACCAGCAAGGGAAAGGACAACAAGCCCAGUUAUAUCCACUAUGAGCCAUCUAAGGACCGAGUGCGGCCCCACCUGCUGGAGAUGCUGGUCCAGCUUCCUCCACACUCCGUCACUGAGAUUACAGUGCAGUUCGAGAGGGCUCUGCUCAAAUGGACCGAGUACACACCUGAUCCCAACCACGGAUUCUACGUCGGCUCUUCAGUUAUCAGUGCUCUUGUGCCAAGUACUGUAGCCAUGAAUACAAACAUCACUGAGGAGCAACCUCUGUUCAGCACUUUUUUUCCUUGCAAAGAAGAGUCCAGCUACUUCGUGCGCGUCUACACAGAGCCUCUGUUGGUCAACCUGCCAACUCCAGACUUUAGCAUGCCUUACAAUGUCAUCUGUUUAACGUGUACUGUUGUGGCCGUGGGUUAUGGCUCCCUUUACAACUUGCUGACCCGAAGCUUCCAGAUAGAAGAACCCAACCCAGGACUGGCCAAGCGGAUAGCCAACAUUAUCCGCAAGAUGAGGGGUGUACCGCCUCUCUGAGGCAGUAUCAGAGGGGCCCAUUAGCUUGUUACAGAAGUGGGCCCUUCACAAAAUAGAGAAAAACCCAAAAGCGCUAACAUUCAGGGAAGAAAUCGAGCACUGGUAUGAAUGUACAUAAAAAGGACAACUUGAAGUUUUAUUGGGAUUUUUUUGUUAUUGUUUUUUAAAUGUAAGAGAGUGGAAAAUGUGCUCUUGAUAACUGUAAAGGUGUUUUGUUAAUGUUUAAAACAUGAACAUUAUUACAUUAUAUUGUUGCUGUUAACAUAGUUCUGAGUUUUUACCCUUUAGCUUUGGUUGUGUUUCUGACCUGCUGUUUGAUAUCUCCAUGCCAGGAGAGAUAAGACAAAAUGACACGUUAAGUCACAGUGUCUUUUGUCAGUGUGACAUUUUUUUCCUUUUGGCAACUCUCAGCUUGGACGAUGAAAUUUGGUUUCCCAUAGCCAAACAUCAUGUUUCCAAACACCUGUUCCAAACACUAAGAAGCUUUUAACAACAAUCUUUCUGUGGGUAUUUUCAUCCUCCACGUAUUUUUGUUCCCUCCCUUAAAUGAAUUGGUUCAUCCAACUAAUUUAAAAUCAGACAGACAUAUCUUGACUAAAUACAAAAAACAGUUUUUAAAUGAUUAAUUUAUUAAGGUAAAAAGCUAUUCAAACCAUACUGAUUCUGUGAAAAAGUAAUUGCCCCUUUGUUAAAACAGGAAUUAACUGUAAUGAACCACAUUUUUUUUAAAUGUUCAAGUAGGAUUCACUUGUCACCCACAGGCCUGAUUACUAGCAGGCCUGUAGAAUCAAGAAAUCAGACAGAUAGAACCUCCAUGACAACAUGAAGUAGGCUAAAAGACAUCAAAAGCAACACAAAAUGUCCUGAUCUAAAAACAAAACUCAAGAACUCAAGAGAAACAAAUCUAAUCAGUCUUAAUGGGGCUACGAAGCUGUUUUCUAAGCAAACCUCAGUGAGAUUAUUAGUCAUUAUCUGAGAGUAAUUGAAGAGUAAAUCGACUCAUCCAGAAGACAGAAAAAACCCUAGAAAAACGGCUUCACUUUGCCUACGUUCAGAUCAGUAUUCAGAAUUCAACGAAACGAAAGAGACUGGGCAAAAAUUCCAAGGCAAAAUCCACCGAUCAUAAAGAACACAAAACCCUGUCUAUUUGCCAAAGAUAACAUCCUAUUACAUUGGUGGUAAACUAACAGCAUAUCAUUAUAAGAAGAUCAUAGCUCCAAUAAAAGGUGGUAGUAGUGUGAUGAUCUAGGAUUGCUUUCCUGAUUCAGGUCCAGGGUGAUUUUCUACAAUUUAACAGAACAUGACUUCUGGUCUCUAUCAGAAAAUCCUGAAGGAGAUGAUCCAGCCAUUAAUCAAGGCCGGGUUAUCCAGCAAUAAAAUGAUCCGAAGUAUAUGGGUUAGUCCACCUCCGAAUGGUACAAAAAGGAAGGUUUUCAUGUACUAUGACCUCAAACAACCUGUUCAUGUUUGAAAACCCUCUAGUGUGGCUGAAUUGAAAUAAUUCUACACAAUACGGUCAACUAAAACUCUUCUACAGUGAUGUAAAAGACCCAUUGCCAGUUAUUGUAAAUGCUUGUUUGAGGUUGUUGGUGCCAAGGGGGGCACCACUAUUUAUUAGGUUUGUGGGAAACUUUUUCACGUAAGACCAGGCUGGUUUGGUUAGAUUAUUUUACCCUUAAUAAAUGCAAUCAUCAUUUGAAAAUAGCAUUUUUUAUUUAUUCUGGUCAUCUUCAUCUAAAAUUAGUUUGAUGCUUGAAACAUUUAAGUAUGAGUAGAAAAAACUGAAAACUGGAGGCAAAUGCUUUUUUUAUAGCACUGUGUUUAAUCAGUUUAAAAUAUUUUUAUCUUUUUGAACUUACCUAUGCUCCCAUUUAUCAUGCUUUUAACCAAUUAAUAUUAAUAAACAGAGGUGACUGAGCAGAA